Molecule: messenger RNA, 2962 nt
Organism: Marmota flaviventris (yellow-bellied marmot)
Lineage: Eukaryota; Metazoa; Chordata; Mammalia; Rodentia; Sciuridae
Gene: Micall2
Product: MICAL like 2
Molecular function (GO): protein binding
Source: RefSeq, a predicted model, not a curated record
GGCGGGCCGAGCGGGCCAAGCCCGCGUGGGGAGCACCCGCCGGCCGCAUGGCCGCCAUCAAAGCGCUGCAGCAGUGGUGCCGGCAGCAGUGCGAGGGGUACCGCGACGUGAACAUCACCAACAUGACCACGUCGUUCCGCGACGGCCUGGCCUUCUGCGCCAUCCUGCACCGCCACAGACCUGACCUCAUAAACUUCAGUGCCCUCCGGAAGGAGAACAUAUAUGAGAACAACAAACUGGCCUUCCGUGUGGCUGAGGAGCAGCUGGGUAUCCCAGCCUUGCUGGACGCUGAGGACAUGGUGGCCCUGAAAGUGCCUGACCGGCUGAGCAUCCUGACCUACGUGUCCCAGUACUACAACUAUUUCCACGGCCGCUCCCCCAUUGGGGGCAUGGCUGGGGUGAAGAGGCCCUCGUCAGACUCCGAAGAGGAACCUUCUGGGAAGGCCCCAUGCCAGCCGGCCAAGCUGCCCGCGCACGCCCCAGCCCGGGGGCCACCACUCUCUCCUGCUAGGACGAACCCCGUGGUCCAGAGGAAGGACAGGGGCUCCGAGGCCCCGUCCCCGAAGACUGGCCCCGCGGCGGCAGGGAGCUCGGUCAGCAGCACCUGUGGGGUCUGCGGCAAGCACGUGCACCUGGUGCAGCGGCACCUGGCUGACGGGCGGCUGUACCACCGCAGCUGCUUCAGGUGCCAGCAGUGUUCCAACACACUGCACUCAGGGGCCUACCGAGCCACAGGGGAGCCGGGCGUCUUCGUCUGUACCAGCCACCUCCCCAGAGCCGCCUCUGCACAGCCCACGUUGCCAGGCCCAACCUCCAGACAAACGGGGGCCGUCCCUGGGCCCGCCUGGCCCCCCAGUGCCCCACAGAAGGCCCAGGAGACAAAUGGGCUGAGAGAGGCAGCCCCAAAGGCCAGGCCAGUGGCCCAGGGGCCUGUAAUAGGCAAUGCGACUGCCAAAGGUUUUGUUCCCGCUGCACGGGACCCUCCAGCCACCUCCGCUCCCAUCCAUGGGAGGAGCCCAGCGGGGCCCAGGCUGUCCACGAGCCGAGUGACCUCCUCUGUGGACGGCAAAGUCAGCACAUGUGUGACCAACAGCUCCCCAGUGGGGUGGUCGUCUCCUGCUCAGGGUGCAGUGGCAGCCAGCUCGCGUCCUACUGUGUCCCCAAGUGCCCCGGACCUUCGUCCUGCCACACCGCAAGGCCGGGGAAGCCCCCAAGUGGCAUCAGCCCAGACCAAGCUGCUUUCGAGCUCAGGGUCCCCAGGCACAGUGGACGCUCCAGCCUGGACCCCCUCGGCCUCCAGGACCCAGCAGGCCCGGGAGAAGUUCCUCCAGACGCCAGUGUCCCCCAGCAGUGGCUCAGCAAGCAAGGGCCCCGCUGCAGCAGAUGCCUCUCCCUGGGACAGCUGCAGAGAGCAGGCCCUGAGCUUCCUCAGGAAGGCCCUCCCGGGGCUGGAGCAGGCUGGCACCCAGGCACCCAGCAGGCCGUCCCCAGUCACCACUCCUGCCUGCAAUCCCCAUCCCCAAACUGAAGGGCCACAAGCGAUUCCCGCAGCCCGAGCCUCACAUUCAGCGGCUCCCCAGGCUCGUAGCCCCCCUUCAAGGACGGAGCUGCCUCCCCCACUGAGUGUGGGCAGCACGUCAAGGCCAUCGCCCCAGGCUGGCAGAAGGAACUUGACCGUAUCCUCUGGGGUCAGCUGGACAAGUGCUGUCUCUAGGCCGAAGCUGGAGGCCCCACCUGCAAAGGGCCCAGGUGCCAGCCCCCAGGAAGGCCAGGAGGACAGGCCAGAAGAAUGGAGGGCCCGCCUGAAGCCUGUGGACAAGAAGACCCCCGCUAGCAGGUCUUUGGAUCUGAGGGAGCCGCGGAUCCCGACAGAGCUGAGGGUGGGAGAGGCCCUCAGGAAGGUCUCAGGCGACUCCACUGGGGGUGUCUGCAUCACCCUGACCCCUGUGCGGCCUGAGGGGACACCAAGACCAGUCAGCCCCAGGUCUGGCAUCUCAGCCCCUCCCCCCUCCCCCACCCUCGUCCACCGCAGGAGACUGGCCAUCCCUGCCAAUCUUGAUGUUUCUGCUGACUGGCUGCAGUCAGAGCCCUCUGGGCAGGAAGCCCUGGCCGGGAGCUGGAAGGAGGAGAAGCCCCAUCCUGGGGGCAAACCAGGGAGGCCCUUGGGCCCGGCCGGUGUGCCCACUCAGCCCGGCAAGAAGGUGACCUCCCCCGUCAGGCUGCACCCUGACUACAUCCCCCAAGAGGAGAUCCAGAGGCAGGUGCAGGACAUCGAGAGGCAGCUGGACAUCCUGGAGCUCAGGGGCGUGGAGCUGGAACAGCGUCUGCGGGCAGCAGAGGGAGAUGACACGGAGGACGGCCUCAUGGUGGACUGGUUCCAGCUCAUCCACGAGAAGCAGCUGCUGCUGAGGCUGGAGUCGGAGCUGAUGUACAAGUCCAAGGACCAGCGCCUGGAGGAGCAGCAGCUGGACCUCGAGGGUGAACUGCGACGGCUGAUGGCCAAGCCCGAGGCUCUGAAGUCACCCCAGGACCAGCAGCGGGAGCAGGAGCUGCUGAGCCAGUAUGUGAACACGGUGAAUGACCGCAGUGACAUCGUGGACUUCCUCGACGAGGACCGGCUCCGGGAGCAAGAGGAAGACCAGAUGCUACAGAACAUGAUCCAGAAGCUGGGUACCUCAGGUCUCCAGAGGAAAAAGUCCAAGUUCCGCUUUCCUAAGAUCUGGUCCCCUAAGAGCAAGACUGGUCACCCCGAGUGAGCUGCCCAGCAGGGGCUGCAAGAGCCUCCCUGGACCUUGGCCCGGACCUUGCAUCUAGGCUGGAGGAGGGACUGACCGGAGGGGCACUCUGGCCACAGGGCCUGUGCCUCCCUUUCCUCGUGCCUUCAAAAAAGAAACUAGAUGGGUGCAGUGGCGCACGCCUGUCAUCCCAGAGACAUGGGAGGCUGAGGCAGGAGGAUCACAAG